AUGUUUGGCGAUCUUAUUACAGAGGAUUGGGAUAGAAGAACUAAUGCUAUCUAUUUGAGAGUCUUUAUUAAACCUGAAUUAUUAUAACCAGGGUUCAAUUUAGGUUCAAGAUUCAAAUCACCAGAUCCUUCUCAUUGA
Molecule: messenger RNA, 138 nt
Organism: Paramecium sonneborni
Lineage: Eukaryota; Ciliophora; Oligohymenophorea; Peniculida; Parameciidae
Source: the annotation of a GenBank genome assembly